AUGAAUAGGACAUCAUUCGCGAGGGCUUCCUUUCUUCAUCGAGCGACCUUCUGUAGGACCGUGCAUACGAUUAAGAACGGGAGGAACAGGAAGAUCAGCAAGGACGGGGUUCCCCCUUCGCCAUCGCCGCCAUGGUCCUCCGUUCUGCUGCGUCUGGUAAGGAACAACAACGUAGAGGAAGCCCGCCGCGUUCUCGAGGGGAUCCUCCCCUUCGCCGACGCUCAGCACUACACCAUCGUGAUCGACGCGUACUCCCGCGCCGGCCGCCUCCGGGAAGCUCUGCGGCUGUUCUCAGAGAUGCCGGCGGCGCGCGACCUGGCGUGCUGGAAUUCCAUGAUGAAGGGCUGCCUGAACUGCGGGCACCUGCCGCUGGCCCGCCACCUGUUUGACCAAAUGCCCGAAAGGAACACCAUAUCCUGGACCACCAUGCUCGACGGCCUCGCGCGGGCUGGAAGGAUUGCAGAGGCGGAGGAGCUGUUCCUGGAGAUGCCGCAGCGGGACAUCGUCGCCUGGAAUUCCAUGAUCUUUGGAUACUGCAGGAACGGGAGAGCCCCAGAAGCCUGCGCGCUGUUCGACAACAUGCCUAACCGAAACGUAAUUUCCUGGACUGCCAUGAUCGGAGGGCUCGACCUGAACGGGCAGAGCGAAGCCGCCCUGCGUCUCUUCCAGCAAAUGCAUGCCGCCGGGGAGAAGCCCACAUCAAGCACGUUCGCGUCCCUGCUCACAGCUUGUUCUAAUGUGCCCAACGCCAGCGUCGGCGCGCAGGCCCAUAGCCUGGCAGCGAAAUUGGGGUACCCGCAUGAUGCCUACGUCUCUGCUUCUCUGAUCAGCUUUUACGCCGCCUGCAACCAGGUGGACGAUGCGCAGAGAGCUUUCUCCGAGAAUGGGCGCAAGACUGUGGUCACCUGGACUGCUCUCUUAACAGGGUAUAGCUCCAAUGGCAGGCACCGCGAGGCCUUGCGUCUUCUCAAGAGGAUGACGCUAGCCGGGAUGAGGCCCAACCAGUCCACGUUCACCAGCGCUCUGAACUCAUGUUGCAAGCUCGAAGCUCUCGACGAGGGGAAGGUGGUCCAUGGCGGUGUCAUCAAGGUCGGAUUGGACUUGGACGUAUUUGUGGGGAACUCUCUCAUCGUGGCGUACUCCAAAUGCGGAGAGAUCGACGACGCACGGAUGGUGUUCGACAAUAUGCCCAACAGAAACCUCGUCUCCUGGAAUUCCGCCAUUGCUGGCUACUCGCAGAAUGGCCGGGGAAGAUCUGCUCUCGAGGUUUACAGAGACAUGCAGGCCGCCCAAGUCCGCCCCGACGAGAUCACAUACGUGGGGCUGCUUACCGCCUGCAGCCACUCUGGGUUGCUCGAGGAGGGAAGGCGCCUCUUCCGCUUGCUGAACCAAGACACUUCAUUGGAACCCAAGCUCGAGCACUACGUCUCCAUGGUGGACCUCCUGUGCAGGACAGGGAACUUCGGCGAAGCAGAGGAACUCAUAAAGAGCAUGCCUCUGGAACCCAACGCCGCCGUCUGGCUGGCUCUUCUCAGUUCCUGCAGGGCUCACUCUGAGACGGAGACUGCAAUUCGGGCUGCGCAGCAUAUAUUCGAUCUUGAUCCGCAGAACAGCGCCGCCUAUGUUCUGCUGUCGAAUGUAUAUGCUUCGGCCAGGCGCUGGAACGAGGUCUCAGAGACCAGAACGGCCAUGAGACGCAGUGGAACGGCGAAGACGCCUGGUUUCAGUUGGAUCAUGCUGAAGGGAGCUCGGCACGUCUUCGCCUGCGGCGAGAGGUCGCACCCCAUGGCUAAAGAGAUCUAUCAAAAGCUCGACUGGCUGGCUGCAAAGCUGAAGACGUGCGGCUACGAACCCGAGCUAGGGUCUGCGCUUCACGAUGUGGACGACGAGCAGAAAGAUGCGGCGCUUGGUGUUCACAGCGAGAGGCUCGCAAUUGCUUUCGCCCUUCUGAGCACCGUGGAGGGCAGCGUGAUCCGAGUGAUGAAGAACCUCCGGGUCUGCGGCGAUUGCCACUCCGCCGUGAAGUUGAUGUCGAGGAUUCUCGGUCGGCAGAUCGUCUUGAGGGACCCCUCCCGUUUUCACCACUUCAACGAUGGCUCCUGUUCUUGCGGCGAUUACUGGUAG
Molecule: messenger RNA, 2124 nt
Organism: Spirodela intermedia
Lineage: Eukaryota; Viridiplantae; Streptophyta; Magnoliopsida; Alismatales; Araceae
Source: the annotation of a GenBank genome assembly